This is a messenger RNA of Gasterosteus aculeatus aculeatus (three-spined stickleback), 1181 nucleotides long. Its product is annotated as pleckstrin homology domain-containing family F member 2. The record is from RefSeq and is a predicted model, not a curated record. Gene Ontology annotation, biological process: endosome organization; endosome to lysosome transport. Gene Ontology annotation, molecular function: phosphatidylinositol binding; metal ion binding. Gene Ontology annotation, cellular component: early endosome. NCBI's taxonomy places the organism in Eukaryota, Metazoa, Chordata, Actinopteri, Perciformes, Gasterosteidae.
CCCGCCCGCCCUUUGUUAACCUCAUCUGCAACCCCGGUGCCACUGCAGACGUUUGCUCACAGCGGCGAUGGACCUUUCGGACAAGCAGAACCGCGGCCGCAUCCAGGCAGUGGAGCAGUCCUUCGGCCCGGCGGGGCUGUCCCUGUUCAAGCCGGGCCGGGUUCUGUUGGGACAAGGCCGGCUGAUGAAGCAAGGUCGACGCAAGCCGCAGCCCAAGGCUUUCUUCCUCUUCAACGACGUGCUGGUGUACGGCAGCAUCAUCCUGAACGGCCGCUGGCACAAGAAGCAGAAGAUCAUCAGUCUGGAGGGCAUCAAGCUGGAGGACAUGGAGGACACGGAUAGAGCCAGGAACCAGUGGCUGAUCCGCACGCCCCGCAAGUCGUUCUUCGUGUCGGCCCCUUCGCACGAGGAGAAGCGGGCCUGGAUGGAGCACAUCGAGGAGUGCUGCUCCAACCUGCAGCGGGGCGGCGGGGGCCCGGCCGGUUCCCACUUUGCCGUCGUCUGGAUCCCCGACCAGGCGGCCUACAAGUGCAUGCGCUGCUUCGACAAGUUCACCCCGACCAAGCGUCGCCACCACUGCCGAAAAUGCGGCUUCCUGGUGUGCAACGCGUGCUCCACGAAGCGAGCGGUGAUAAGCCACAUCCACCCCACCAAGCUGCUGAGGGUGUGCCGCCUGUGCGACCAGAGGAGGGAAGAAGGAGAAGUGGGGAAGACCCGUCCGGGGGAGGCGCAGGUGGCGCAGGAGGCGGAGGAGGCGUGGUCCAGCGAGGAGGAGGAGGAGGAGGAGGAGGAGGAGGAGGAGGGGGUGACGCUGAACAACAGCUGGCUGGCUUCACACACUAUGGACACCGUGUUUACCAAACGCUGAUGAAUCAGCGGCCAAAGUAAAACCACAGCGCGCCGAGGCGGCCAUCGGCAUGGCGGCGCUUUAAACACUGCAUGGUGGCCUUUGGGCCGAGAUCACUCAGGGAGGGAAGCAAAUGCAGCAGUCGGGUUUAAAGUUCAAAACCUUGAAAGAGUAUUCUGUGUGGCACUUAUCAAUCUGUGGAACACACCAUUAUCUUCUCAAAUAUUAUUUAAUGUCAGAGGAUGUCGAGAAGAACAGCGUAUGCCGUUAUGAAACUGCAUUGUAACAAUUUGUAAAUUAUGUAAAAAAUAAUAAAGUGCUUUCAAAGCUUAAA